CUCUAAGAACUUUCUGGUAAAGACAGUCAGACUCGGAGCGCACGGAUUUAUUUUUCAUUAAUUUUGGUUAAGACAUUGGAGUUUUCUGCUAGAUCAUAAAAUAUCUAGGGCACCGGGAUGACAAUAGUGAAUGGAAUUCCAUUUGAUGAACUAUACACAAUGGAGGUCUACCAACUGCGAGAGACGGGGGAAUUCUCCGACCUUUCAGUGAGCGUUAAUGAGACUGAGCUAAAACUUCACAAGUUCCCAAUGAUCUCGAAGUCAGGUUAUUUCAGACAACUUCCACAAGACCAAGACGUUGUAACGAUUGAUAACUUCCCGGGUGGGGUGACCACCUUCAACAUGGUGGCAGAUUUUUGUUACAACAUCGAUAUUAAGAUCACCAAGGAGAAUGUGCUAUUGUUGCGCUGCGCAGCCGAAGUGUUGAAGAUGACGUCACCAACAAAUUUGAUUGAAAUCACAGACAAAUACAUCAAUGAUAUGAUGACAUCUGCCAAGCUCAGUAGAUCAAUCAAUACUGUUGUUGACCUUCUCACUCAAGCUUGCUCACUGGGUGACGUAGCUGAAAAGGCUGGUGUCACAAAUACGUGCAUUGAAGCCAUGGUUGACACACUUGUGAGGACAACAAUAUACAGUCCGUCAAUCAGCAGGUUCGGAAUCACUCGUAGGGAAAACGAAUGUCUGGAAAAAGUAGAAAAGUUACCGUUUGAGAUUUUCCUUUUGGUAUUGAAGAAGGCGAGGGACCAAGAUGUGUCGUCUACACUUCUGGCCAAGUUGGUUCAGAGAUACAUUGCAAAAUUGCUGCAUAUUGAAGAUGAGAAGGCUGAGCCGAGUGAUAAAGAUUCUGGCCACGAAGAAGAAGAGGUAGAUGCGUCCAUUGAAGUACAGACUAAUGAUACAUCAACAGCACAAGAGGACUUUAUCAAAAUUGAGCAACUCAACGAAAGUGAUACUGAAUCGAAUAAUACAGGAGCUGUUAAUGAGCAAUCAACAAACAAUGAUAGCAAAGAAAGUAAAGCAAAAGACACGGUUGAACCGAAUGUGAAUCAUUUAGUUGAAAGCAUAUUAAGUGAAGUUCCUGAAAACACUCCGUUUUCGGAUGUUGUCUCAACGGACUGGGCAGCAAGAGUUUUGAAUGUUGCAGGCUCAUUUGAUGGCAAAUGCAGAGACAUGCUUAUCAAACUUGCAAGCCAAACCUUACACAAAUUCAAAUCUGAUGACUUGAUUAAACUCGAGCCAACUCUCAUGAUCGAGGUUAUGGAAAGUGCAAAGAACAACCUUAACCUACCACCGGCUGUUGUGUGUCGGGUGGUGGAUGACUACCUUUUAGGUAUUGCACAAGCUGGUGCUUUUUCCGUUGAGGUGUUUGUGACUGUAGCAAAAUUGGUCCCCGAUGAGGACCGGGUAAACUGUGAUAUCCUUUAUGACGCUAUGGAGACACUUUUGAAAACAGAUCAAAUAAGUAUAACAGAUGAAGAACGCACUGCUCUCCAUAAGAUGGUUGACUUCUCUAAAGUCAACGAAAAAACUCUUCAAAAGGCCUUUGUGACCAAAGUGGUGCCUUGUGAAUACGUUACAAAAGCUGCGAUAGACUUGUGUGCUAAACUCAGGGAAGAGCUCGCCAACGCCAAGAGCCUUAUUAAGAUACAAGAUCGUGAGUUGAGGGAAAUUUCAAUGGGAAGCUAUACACUAGAUGCUAGUCUAGGUAUCAACGAUAUCUCAAUAAAAGACAAGGAUGUUUAUGAUAUAGAGAGAAGAACUCCAGAUCAUACGCCGAUCAGUCCGUACAGCAGUAGCAAAAGUUCGUAUAGCAGUAGGCACAGUCCGAGGGUGUCCCCGAGCGCAAGCACAUUCCAGAUCGCCCAUGGCUACGCUGAACCGCGUUUGUUGGCGGGUUUUGAUUCCGCCGACCCUUACAGAUCAACAUCUGGUAUUUCCUCAACGGCUUAUAGUUAUCUAUAUGGACAUAAAAAGUACCCUAGAUAUUAACGCCUAUCCUCAAUUGAUAAACAUAAUGUAUACCACCUAAUAAAUAUCAUUGUACAUCAAUCGACACCAUCUUUUAUAAGUCAAUGUCUAUUGUAGCUCGAGAUGAUCAAUUUAAAUUAUGCUAAAAAUUAAUCGAUGGGUUCAGAUAUCAAUUGAAUCGCUUGGAUUUUUACAUUAUGAGAUAAAAUUUAAUUAAAAAAAUGUCAGCCAUGUUUUUAUGGUUGCUUGAGAUUCAACCUUUAAACCACAUUGUAUAAGGUUCAAAAAAUCUGUAAUGUUGAAUAUAUGUGACUGUAAAUAAAAGAAAUACAUGAACGUGAAAAGAAUAUAGAUA
This is a messenger RNA of Owenia fusiformis, 2323 nucleotides long. The record is from the annotation of a GenBank genome assembly. Lineage: Eukaryota; Metazoa; Annelida; Polychaeta; Sabellida; Oweniidae.